Molecule: messenger RNA, 2264 nt
Organism: Owenia fusiformis
Lineage: Eukaryota; Metazoa; Annelida; Polychaeta; Sabellida; Oweniidae
Source: the annotation of a GenBank genome assembly
GUCAAGGACGCAUGCGAUCAUUUCGUGACCUUUAUGAAACCUAGGAUAUUUAAUCAAUUAUCAUAAAAUUUAAUGUGACAUACAUCUAAAAUGAAUAACCAGGGUAUAUUUAUGAAGUUUAGGAACAUUUUGAGACAAUCGGCGGCUCAAUCUGACGGCAACUUAGCCUUGAAAACAGCUGUCAAAAAUUGGAAAAAUUAUCAUGGAACAAAAUGGGAGCAUGCCAAAAAUAUUUUCAGUGAAAAGUUAAGGAUUUUGAGUAAACAACUUGCAGAUCAAUGCAAUUUCAUAGCCUGUCACAGGUUAAGAAGGACUGCACAAAUAUUUAAUUUAUACAGUAGGAUUUAUGAUGAAAGGACAAUAAAAUAUGUCAUUGAAAAAUUUGGUCACACGUUCUUGCGGAAUGGCAAGACAAAACCAAUUUAUAUGCUGUUCGGGGCAUCCAUAUUUCAGUGGGAUCAGAAGUCAAUAACAGAUUCUGAAAUAGAAAGUGUUACAGAAGACAUGAACCAUGUGACACAUCUCAAAGACCGUUCAGCAGACGCACAUUACAUGGACUCGUGGGAGAGUCUCAUAGACAGACCUCAUCUGAAGGCAUGGAGGAAGGCCAUCCCUGAAACAUGUCUCUAUGAAUACAAGAUCUAUGGCACAUACAAUGAUGUCCCAGCCAGGGCUUUCUAUGAUGUAAAUUUGGACCUGGAGUUCAGGAAACACUGGGACAAUCUAGUGAUCAAGUUAGAGUGUAUAGAGGAGGACAGGAAGAGUGGACAAGAAGUCAUACAUUGGGUGGUGCAUUACCCUUAUCCAAUGUACAGCAGAGAGUAUGUAUAUGUGAGAAGGCGGAAUAUUGAUGUAGAAAACAAAGUGAUGGUGAUUGUGAACCAGGCCACGGAUCACCCUUCCUACCCAGAGACUAACUCUUAUGUCAGAGUGCAUAGAUACUUCUCUAAGAUAGUCAUCAAACCACACACAACUUUUGAUGAGAAUGGAUUUGACUAUGUGAUGACCUAUUCUGAUGAUCCUAAGACAUCUCUCCCCAGUAUUACUUACAAUUGGAUGGCAAGCACAGGUGUACCAGAUUAUGUUGAUAAGCUCCACAGUGCUGCCAAACAACUGCAUGAGAAACCCUGGCUGAAACGUACAGGGAAGUUUUAUGAUGAGGAAAAUAAAACUGAAGUUCCAGCUUACCAAUAGAAAAGGGAGAUGAUUGUCUUUGAGGCGAGAACAAUGACGCAAAUGAAUUCAUGUGAUUUUUGUACAUCUUUAUUGGAACGUAGACCAAUGUUUGGAAUGCUUGUGCCAAAUUUUUAAAUUUUGACUCUUAUUGAAGACAAAACCAGCAUGUUUUCAAUGUUGAACACUAAACAGUUAAAGAUGAAGCUACUAGAUGAACCAAUAUCCCAAUUACAAUAUAUAAGUUCUCAUUAUAAACAAAUAGUUACCAUGAAAGGAAAAGAGAAGUGGAUAUUUCCAGUAUUCAACACUUAAACAACAAGAUGAACCGAGAUCUCAAUUAUAUAAGUACUCAGUCAUUAAUAUUAACUGUGUGAGGAACAGUUGUAGUUCCGAUGAACAUAUUACAAAUAAUGUCUACCAUAGGACAUUCAUAAAAGAACAUGCAUAUUUCCAAAAUGUGAAAACAUUUAUCAAAACCUCCAUUGCCAAAACAGUGUAUCUAUUUAUUUAUAGUUCAAAUUUUAUAUGAAAUCUUUGGCCAUUGAUUGAGUCACAUUUCCUCAUUCAUUUCAACAUAUCUGGUGAGCAUCAACAUUGUUAUUAUGACAUGCAGGUAUGUACAUUGGCAUGAAGAUGCUAUGCAAUGCUGUAUUUUUGUGGCCUAUAUCCCCACAUUUAAGUAUUAUGCUGCUUGCCUGCACAGUUUUCUUUAUCUCAUCUAGCAACAGUCUAGCAGUCUAGAAACAGUCAGAAAGAAGACAUGGUAACAGGUAUAGCCCAUAUCCAUUGAUGGAGCAACCCCUCCAUAAAGCCCCAUUAUUACCUGAGGCUAUGACCCCUGUACAAAUAUACAGUAAAUAGGGUGAGGGAAAACCUUGUAUCUGGUCAUUAUAUAUGGCAAAAACUUACACAGACAAUAAUAAAAAUUUCCAAACAAAGAAGGCCUCAUGGCCAGGCAUUUCUAAUGUAUAAGCAUUAUUCUUUUCUAGUAUAUUGUAUGUACCGCAUUGUUUUGUCAUGUAAAGUGGCCUUUUGGUUCAGUCAUUUAUUAUUCUCUGUUAUGAUGUAUUAUGUCACCACUUGUGGUG